Molecule: messenger RNA, 8137 nt
Organism: Myotis daubentonii (Daubenton's bat)
Lineage: Eukaryota; Metazoa; Chordata; Mammalia; Chiroptera; Vespertilionidae
Gene: GLI3
Product: GLI family zinc finger 3
Biological process (GO): regulation of transcription by RNA polymerase II; smoothened signaling pathway
Cellular component (GO): nucleus
Molecular function (GO): RNA polymerase II cis-regulatory region sequence-specific DNA binding; DNA-binding transcription factor activity, RNA polymerase II-specific
Source: RefSeq, a predicted model, not a curated record
GCACCCUCCGGGCCCAGCCCCGCCGCUCGCCGCCGCCCGAGCGGCCGGCGCCCCGCGCCUCGCGGAGCCGGGACCGCCCGCCCGCGCCCGGGACGCGGGUCUCCGGGAAGUUAGGGGACUUGACAGCCGCCGCCGCCGCAGGUGUUCCUGGUACCAGAGAGCUGAAGUAAUGAGAAGGCAUCAUGGAGGCCCAGUCCCACAGCUCCCUGACCACUGAGAAGAAAAAAGUUGAGAAUUCUGUAGUGAAAUGCUCCACUCGAACAGAUGUCAGCGAGAAAGCGGUGGCCUCCAGCACUACUUCCAAUGAGGAUGAAAGUCCUGGACAGACCUAUCACAGAGAGAGAAGAAACGCAGUCACCAUGCAGCCACAGAGUGUCCAGGGGCUUGGCAAGAUCAGCGAGGAGCCUGCCACAUCUAGUGACGAGAGGGGCUCGCUGAUCAAGAAGGAGAUCCAUGGGUCCCUGCCCCACCUGGCUGAGCCCUCCAUCCCAUACCGUGGGGCCGUGUUCGCCAUGGACCCCAGGAACGGUUACAUGGAACCUCACUACCACCCUCCUCACCUGUUUCCUGCAUUCCACCCUCCUGUGCCAAUCGAUGCCAGACAUCACGAGGGGCGUUACCAUUAUGAUCCGUCUCCGAUUCCUCCACUGCAUGUGAAAGCCUCCAGUAACAUGCAGAGGCCUUCUGCCUUAUCGAGUAGCCCCACGUAUUCGGACCUGCCCUUCAUUAGGAUCUCCCCGCACCGGAACCCUGCUGCCGCCUCGGAGUCCCCCUUCAGCCCUCCACAUCCCUACAUCAACCCGUACAUGGACUAUAUCCGCUCUCUGCACAGCAGCCCAUCCCUCUCCAUGAUCUCCGCAGCCCGGGGACUGAGUCCCACAGAUGCGCCCCAUGCGGGAGUCAGCCCAGCAGAAUACUAUCAUCAGAUGGCUCUGUUAGCUGGCCAGCGCAGCCCCUACGCAGACAUCCUUCCCACGGCUGCCACCACUGGCGCUGGGGCCAUCCACAUGGAAUAUUUUCAUGCCAUGGACAGCACCAGAUUCCCCAGCCCCAGGCUGUCAGCCAGGCCAAACCGAAAACGUACACUGUCUAUAUCACCACUGUCCGAUCAUAGCUUUGACCUUCAGACCAUGAUAAGGACGUCUCCCAACUCCUUGGUCACAAUUCUCAAUAAUUCCCGCAGCAGCUCUUCAGCAAGUGGCUCCUAUGGUCACUUAUCUGCAAGUGCAAUCAGCCCUGCCUUGAGCUUCACCUACCCUUCUGCGCCUGUGUCUCUCCACGUGCAUCAACAAAUCUUAAGCCGACAGCAGAGCUUAGGCUCGGCCUUUGGACACAGCCCUCCGCUCAUCCAUCCUGCCCCAACAUUUCCAACACAGAGGCCUAUUCCCGGGAUCCCAACGGUUCUGAACCCUGGCCAGGUCAGCUCUGGCCCUUCGGAGUCCUCACAGAACAAGCCCACGAGCGAGUCUGCGGUGAGCAGCACUGGCGACCUGAUGCACAACAAGCGAUCCAAGAUCAAACCUGAUGAGGACCUCCCCAGCCCGGGGCCGCGGGGGCAGCAGGAACAGCCGGAAGUAACCACCCUGGUGAAGGAGGAAGGGGACAAAGAUGAAAGCAAGCAGGAGCCUGAAGUCAUCUAUGAGACCAACUGCCACUGGGAAGGCUGCACCCGGGAGUUUGACACCCAGGAGCAGCUGGUGCACCAUAUAAACAAUGACCAUAUUCAUGGAGAGAAGAAGGAAUUUGUGUGCCGGUGGCUAGAUUGCUCAAGAGAGCAGAAGCCCUUCAAAGCCCAGUAUAUGCUGGUGGUGCAUAUGAGACGACACACAGGAGAGAAACCUCACAAAUGCACUUUUGAAGGUUGCACAAAGGCCUACUCGAGACUCGAAAACUUGAAAACACACUUGAGAUCUCACACUGGAGAGAAGCCAUAUGUCUGUGAGCAUGAAGGUUGCAACAAGGCUUUCUCGAAUGCUUCCGAUCGUGCCAAGCACCAAAACAGAACACAUUCCAAUGAGAAACCAUAUGUGUGUAAAAUCCCAGGCUGCACUAAGCGCUACACAGACCCCAGCUCUCUCCGGAAACACGUGAAGACCGUGCACGGCCCAGAGGCUCAUGUCACCAAGAAGCAGCGUGGGGACAUCCAUCCGCGGCCCCCACCACCGCGGGAUUCCGGCAGCCAUUCCCAGUCCAGGUCACCUGGCCGGCAGACUCAGGGAGCCCUUGGUGAGCAGAAGGACCUCAGCAACACUACCUCAAAGCGGGAGGAAUGCCUCCAAGUGAAAACGGUCAAGGCGGAGAAGCCCAUGACAUCUCAGCCAAGCCCUGGUGGUCAGUCUUCAUGCAGCAGCCAACAGUCCCCCGUCAGCAACUAUUCCAACAGUGGGCUCGACCUUCCUCUGAGCGAAGGCGGUGGUGUGGGAGACCUCGGUGCCAUCGACGAAACCCCAAUCAUGGACUCGACCAUUUCCACUGCAACCACAGCCCUCGCUCUGCAAGCCAGGAGAAACCCAGCAGGGACCAAAUGGAUGGAGCACGUCAAACUAGAAAGGCUCAAACAAGUGAAUGGAAUGCUUCCGCGACUGAACCCCAUCCUCCCCCCCAAAGCCCCUGCGGUCUCUCCUCUCAUAGGAAACGGCACCCAGCCCGGUAACAGCUGCAGUGUGGGCGGGCCCGUGACCCUCCUCCCGAACAGAAGCGACCUCCCCGGGGUGGACGUCACCGUGCUGAACAUGCUCACCAGGAGGGACAGCAGCGCCAGCACCAUCAGCUCGGCCUACCUGAGCAGCCGCCGCUCCUCGGGCAUCUCCCCCUGCUUCUCCAGCCGGAGGUCCAGCGAGGCGUCCCAGGCCGAGGGCCGGCCCCAGAACGUGAGCGUGGCCGACUCCUACGACCCCAUCUCCACCGACGCCUCCCGCCGGUCCAGCGAGGCCAGCCAGUGCGACGGGCUGCCCAGCCUGCUCAGCCUCACGCCGGCCCAGCAGUACCGCCUGAAAGCCAAGUACGCGGCCGCCACCGGCGGGCCCCCGCCCACGCCGCUGCCCAACAUGGAAAGGAUGAGCCUGAAGACCAGGAUGGCCCUGCUCGGGGACGGCAGGGAGUCCGCGGGGACCCUGCCGCCCGUCCACCCUCCCCGGAGGUGCAGCGACGGGGGAGCCCACAGUUAUGGGCGGCGGCCCCUGCUGCCCCCGGACGCGCUGGGCCACGGCGUGAGGAGAGCCAGCGACCCGGUGAGGACGGUCUCGGAGGGCCUCUCCCUGCCCAGGGUGCAGCGUUUCAGCAGCCUCAACAGCUUCAACCCUCCGGCCUUGCCCCCAGCCCUGGAAAAGCGUAGCUUAGUGCUGCAGAACUACACGCGGCCGGAGGGCGCUCCGGCCCGCCACUUCCGCACGUCCCCCUGUCCUCCGAGCAUCGCCGAGAACGUCACCCUGGAGGCCCUGACCAUGGACACCGACGUGGGCCUGAACGAUGAGGACUUCCUGCCCGACGACGUGGUGCAGUAUCUAAAUGCCCAGAACCAAGCUGGCUACGAGCAGCACUUCCAGAGCGCCCUCUCUGAUGACAGCAAAGCGCCGCCGGGGCCCAGCCUGGGGAGCGGGCAUGGCGACUUCGAGCAGCCCGGGCUGCCCGCCGGCCACGCCGGCCAGCAGUACCGCGAGCUGGAGCAGCCCUGCCCCGAGGCCAGCAAGGCCGACCUGCCCAUUCAGUGGAACGAGGUCAGCUCCGGCAGCGCGGACCUGUCCUCCUCCAGGCUCAAGUGUGGCCAGCGGGCCGCCGCGCAGCCAGCGCGGGCCUUCGGGCUGUACACCAACAUAAGCGCCCACCCCCAGAACGCCCUGGGGAGCGGGGCCGGCCCAGCGGGCGUCUACCAGAGCCUCGGGGAGCACUGCAGCGCCUAUGGUGGGCCCGACCACCUGGCGGUCCACUGUGGCGGGACCGGCACCAACAGAACUGUCUUCCACGAACAGCCCUAUAAGGUCCAGCAGUACGGGAACUGCCUCAACAGGCAGCCUGGUGCCCCCGGCUUGCUGGACCCCGGGGCCAGCGGUGCUGGGAUGCAAGCAGCCAAGCUGAGAGGCACCAGCCUGCAGGGGAACGGGAGCCAGCCAGAGUUUAGCCUGUCCGCGAUGCCCAGCGAGUCGGCGGGCAGCACGGUGAAUGGCGUGCCAACCCGAUACCCGGUGGGACAGGGGUACUUGGCCCAUCCGAUGCUCAGCGACAGCAUGCACCACCAGGGGGCAGGCCGCCCCGGGCAGCCGACGCUGGGGCCGGUUAGCGCUACCUCACAUACCAAUGUCUAUCAAGGGCCAGAGAGCAGCCUGCCAGGGCCUCCCAGCCUCGGGGGCCCGCCGCCCAGCGUGGCGGCCGUCAGGGACUACCCGCCGUGCGCAGGCUACGGAGGCGGCCGGCGCCAGGCUGUGCCCAGAGGCAGCCUCGCUUUGCAGCCGGGACAGCCCAGCGACACCAGUCAGACCUGCAGGGUCAACGGCAUCAAGAUGGAGACACAAGGGCAGCCCCAUCAACUCUGCUCCAACAUGCAGAGUUACUCUGGUCAGUUCUAUGACCAAACCCUUGGCUUCAGUCAGCAAGACCUGAAAACUGGCUCGUUCUGUCUCUCGGAAGCCAGCUGCCUGCUCCAGGGGGCUGGCCCGGAGCACUCGGAGCUCCUGUCCCCAGGCGCCAACCAGGUGACCAGCACCGUCGACAGCCUCGACAGCCACGACCUGGAAGGGGUGCAGAUCGAUUUUGACGCCAUCAUAGAUGACGGGGACCACGCCAGCUUGAUGUCAGGAGCCCUGAGCCCCAGCAUCAUUCAGAACCUUUCCCAUAGCUCCUCCCGCCUCACGACGCCGCGAACGUCCGUGCCGUUGCCAGCGCUGUCUGUGAGCACCACCAACAUGGCCAUCGGGGACAUGAGUUCUUUGCUGACCUCCCUCGCGGAAGAAAGCAAAUUCCUUGCAGUGAUGCAAUAGGCUCUGGGGGAAAAGGACGGCCAACAACUUCAGGAGUUUAAACGGUUACAUUGAGUCAGUUUUUUGCUGGUUUUUUGUUUUUUUGUUUUUUAGUUCUGUAUGUAUUUUAGCAAUCUCAUCUCACAUCUUGGGAUGUGUUUCAAGUAUAUUCCUUUUAUGGAAAAGGACUCUGAAAAACCCUAAAGUAUUCUAGGGAGAAACUGUCUUCCAUUUCAGUUUGAAUCAGUAUUGUUACACUCGAAACAUCCCCCUUUUUAAAAAAAAAACAAAAACAACAAAAAAAAAAGCCCUGUAAGUCUGCCUCCUUUAUUAGUAAACCGGUAUAAAUGUGUGAUGUGCAUGUUCUUCCUCCUUUUCGAAGAGAGGUCAGACGAAAGGGUGUGACAUGUUCCUCUGUGACUCACAGGAAACAGGAGUGGGUAAGCCUUUGACCAAAGGCUUGAUGCCACCUUUUAAACUUUUUCCAUAUGCCCAGUGUUUGUUUUGUUUCUUGUUUGUUUGUUUUCUAAAUUCCCACAUUGGGCACGAGAAUGGAUAGUGAGUUUAAGAAUCUUUUGUGGGUGAAUUGUCGCAUAGAUCACAGAUUUUUUGACAGGCCCCCCCCCACCCCCACCCCUAAUUCAGUUCAGGGCACACUUUUGACAGUUGCCACAAGUGGAAAUGUGGGGCUCUUGAGCGUCAGUCAUUUGCUCACAGUUUGGGUUUAACAUUCUCCCUGUCCAUCGUGUGCUUUGGGGGGCAGGUCUGUCCGGUCAGUUCUCAGUUAUCCACGUUGCCUCUUUCUCUGCGAGCUCUCAGUGCCCUGCAGCAUCCCAGGAGGGGCAGGAGAGCCCGGGGAUGCACGCAGACACGCUGCUGCUUUCCUCUGUUCUGGCGAGAGGCUAGGUGGGUUGUAGUUGAAGCUGUUGUGUAGAAUUAAUUAGUUUGGGGAAUAUUUGUAGGUUUGCCGUAUUUGUUGAUUAGUUCCAUCUCUUUACCCUUAUCCUAGAUAACUGAGAAUGGAUUAUGUGUAGUGCUAAGUACAAUCCCACAGCUGGCUGUCACUAACAUAGGGAAGGACUGCUUCUAUUCUAAGCACCCUCUUUUCAGGGAUUUAUAAAAUUUAGUUGUAACAGGAAAAGCUCACGUACAAGGAUAAUUGGAAUAAAUUCCUUCGCCCAUUUUUGGUAUUUGAGAGACGAGGCGGGAUGUGUAGUAGCUGUAUGGAUGCCUUUUUAAACCUUGUCUGUUAAAUGCAGCGUCCAUUUAAGAAAUUAAAUGUUCUAUGCAGUUCACCCUUCCUGUGGGCUCAGUCUGUCCUUUUGUUUUGGAUUAGACGAUUAGAAGAGUGUAGCUACUUCCCAUGUGCCGUGGAUACACAUAAAGAACAUGCUGUGUGUGCACAGGGCACAUGGAUGAUCCGGCAUUUUACUUUUAAAAAUACGUCAACUAUUAAAACUUGAACAACAAAUUCAAGUACAGACUGUCUGCCAUCUUCUUCCCAUUGAUCCUGGAGUUGGACUUAAUCCAAAGUGACCCAUGGUUCCAUUGUGUGGCUUUUCCCCUUUAUUCCUGCCGUUUAAAUUAGCUUCGGAAAGGCAGCAUCAGAUCCAGUAACAUGUUAGAUAACGGAAAGAGAGGACCAGCCCAUUUUUCUCAUGUUUACGUUCUCUGGUUUGGACCAAGAACCUCAGCAUGGAGGUAAAUGAGACAACUGGGUUUGCCUUCACCUGGCUGUCCCCGAGCUCAGCAGAGGGAUGCCGGGAUUUCUCCUCCACAUCCCGCCACCCUCCCAUGUGCAGCGUCUUCUUUCAAAUCAAAGGGUGCAUCCGCGUUGGAACAGAGCCCAGAAGCAAAAAACGGCUGCUAGUCUGAGCUCAGUACAGUCGCGUCUCCCCCUUUUCAACGGGAAAAGCGAGGCCUUUUCUGCCUUCAUCGGAUAGGUCACAAAUCAGUGAUCCAUUCCCAGCGUCUCCUUUCUCCAGGAACCUCAAAACCCCCAGGUCCUGGCCUUACCUUCCAUGCUCUUGUGGUUUGGCCCGAUCUCUGUUCUCCUCCGCCUGAGUUCUUUCCUCGGGAGUUCCCGGAUGGGACCCAGUCCCUCAGCUCCCCUAACUUCCCUGUCCUCUUGGCCCCACGAGGAAGGACGGGCAGCGACUGGGAGACACAGAGCUGUCACCUUGUGCCUCUGCUUUUUCUUCUGGCUCCCGGUGAUUCUCCGGGUUGCCUGGUUCCUUUACGUUUUCUUUGCAAUCGUGUUUUCCUUGCUCCUGCCUCUCGAGGGGCAGGAGACUCCCUCCAGGGCAGCAGGUGGCUCCUCUCCAUCCCGAAAUCUCAGAGCGAUGGAUCUGUUGUGACCGUCAGUGGCAGGAAGGUCUCCUGGCGCCAUUGAGGAGUGUCCUGUCGGGAUGUGCAUCUCUGUAGACCUGGCACCUCCGGUGGCGGGAGGCACCCCCAAACCUCCAGCCUUCUCUCCGCCGUGUCACUGUUGUCACAUCCUCCUUGACGCUGCAGGCUCCUGCAUGGCAUUCCUGUCUCACAUCUUUGUGAAACGUGUUUUUACGUGUCAAACCAUCUUUGUUUUGUUUUCUAAAGAGCGAAUUAGAGACUAGUCCAGUGUGCCCCUGCUCCUCACACGUGGGCUCUGCCUCCCGAGCCUCCGAGUUUUGAUUCUUGCGAUGUAUGUGCCUUAUUUUGUGUUCAUCGUGUCGAUGCAAGGGACCAUUUGGUGUUGCCCAGUCAGAGUGCAAGGCUGCAUGCGCCCCAGCCGGCAGAGAGCACAGGACUGUAGCGGAGCCUGAGCUGUCUUGUAACCUGGUUUCCCGUGUUGUUUUGAACCGAUAGGAGGAUGUUCUCUUCGGACAAGUUGCUGUUGUGUAUCCUGCAAACGUGUAAGAUAAAGUACAAGUUCAUUUUUUUCACCUUUUUUAGAUUUUUAAAAAAAUAAAAUGUGUACUCCUUUUUUAAAAGAAAGACGUGUAAAUACAUUUAAGUAUUGUAGGCAUAGUGUCCGGACGUGGCCGGCCCCAGGCCUCCCUGGCAUCUGCCUGCCUCCAGAGCGAUGCCCCGCGCCCACCUCCAGCCCCGAGGGCAGCCGCCACAGAUGGACUCGACUUUUGCUUUCAGAACCACUUAGUCCUUUUGUAACAAAGAGAAAGAACAAUGUUUCUUACAAUGUCAAUAAA